Medioppia subpectinata is the source of this 901-nucleotide messenger RNA. The record is from the annotation of a GenBank genome assembly. Lineage: Eukaryota; Metazoa; Arthropoda; Arachnida; Sarcoptiformes; Oppiidae.
AUGAGUUCAUCAUUAAUACCGAAAGACAACCACUCGUACAAUAGCGUCGACUAUUGGGACAAACGGUACUCUAGUGUUGGCCAGGGAUGUGAUGGUGAGACUCGUGAGUACGACUGGUUGGUCGGCUGGACAGACAUCCGACACAUCGUUGAGAAAUGUGUGCCAAAGUCGGCCCAAAUACUAAUGUUGGGCUGCGGUAAUAGUCUAUUAAGUGAACAAAUGUUUAUCGAUGGCUAUCAUAACAUCCAUAAUAUCGACUAUUCCGCGCCUGUAAUCAAACAGAUGUCCACUCAUUGCCAGUACUGCUCACGUAUGAAGUGGUCAGUCAUGGACUGCUUGGACAUGAAGUUUGAAGACAAUUCAUUUGAUGUGGUGCUGGAAAAGGCGACGAUCGACGCUCUGCUCACCAAAGAAACCAAUCCAUGGCAUGUCUCGCAAGAAAGUAGGGAUCUAUUGACUCAAAUCAUGAGCGAAAUGUCUCGUGUGUUGAAACUUGAGGGUCAGUUCAUAUCAAUUUCCUUCUAUGGCUCACACUUUAGAUAUCCAUUGUAUAAGAGCUGUUCCGAUGCCCUGAAAUGUGAGUCUAGAUUCUCAAUGAAAGCAAUCGAUGAAUUGGGCACUAGUUUUCAUUAUUAUUGCUAUUCACUCGUCAAAAGUGCGGACAAAACAAUUGAAUUGGAGGCCAAAGUAUACGAACCGCCGAAAAUGAUUUCUGGUUUGAAUAGCAGUGAAUCCAUACAAACAAUAGAUCAGAGUUUAGACACCACUGAAGUUGAAGAGCACAAUAACUAUCUCUUCAAUAUUAACCUCUAAUAUACUCUUCACAAUACAAUACACUAAUAACUGCUACUCUUUGUUAUAAUGAACUCUCUCUCUCUCUCUCUCUCUCUCUCUCUCUCUC